Molecule: messenger RNA, 2519 nt
Organism: Manihot esculenta (cassava)
Lineage: Eukaryota; Viridiplantae; Streptophyta; Magnoliopsida; Malpighiales; Euphorbiaceae
Product: origin of replication complex subunit 3
Exons: 17
Coding region: 120-2348 (742 amino acids)
Biological process (GO): DNA replication; DNA replication initiation
Cellular component (GO): nuclear pre-replicative complex; DNA replication preinitiation complex; nuclear origin of replication recognition complex
Molecular function (GO): DNA replication origin binding
Source: RefSeq, a predicted model, not a curated record
AUGCUCACCGUCUAAGGGAUUUUCCCGCCAAAAAAUGAUGAAGCAACCGAUCGCUUUUAGAAGCUGCUAAAACCCUAACGACACAAAAAAUUUCUCCUCUCAUUUUUCGCUCUCUGCAAAUGUCACUCUCUGCAGCAGCAACUGAUUCGCCACCACCUCCAGCCCCAGACAUCACAGAGAACAAUCUCCAGCCUUUCUUUGUUCUGCAUCAAGUGUCACCUCAGAAAUCGAAUAAAAAGUCAACUAGAACAGCAAAAACCAGGAGGCGUAUUGAUUUAACUCCCUCAUUACCCAAGAGUGUUGAGAAUUUAGAGGUUGAGAAGGCUGAAGAGGGUGAUCAUGGAUAUGUCAACAAGCGAAUGGAAACUUUUGAGCGUGUUUGGUCAAAAAUUGAGUUAACAAUUAAAGAUGUUUUGAGGAAUCUUAAUAUUAGCGGAUUCAAUGAGAUACAUCGGUGGGUUCGUGAGUCCUUCAACACCAUUAAAUCAUUUGGAACACCUUCUUUUCCUGAGGCAACACAAUCUUUUCCUAUUGUGAAAGAUGCCACUUCUAAACAAGUGUUCACCGGGUUGGUCCUUACCAAGAAUAUGGAGUUUGUUGAUGAUCUACUGACAUUUGAGGAGCUUGGCUUACAUUUAAAAUCUCAAGGAUGCCAUGUGGCUAAUCUCUCCUCACUGGAUUUCUCAGUGAAAAAUGGUAUUGGUGGCUGUCUAAGAAGUUUAUUGAGACAACUUGUAAUGGUUACUUUGGAUGCACCUGAUAUCUCCAUCUUAGCUACCUGGUACAGAGAACAAGGAAACUGCAAUAAUCCGGUUGUUAUAAUCAUAGAUGACUUGGAGCGAUGUUGUGGGCCAGUCUUGUCUGAUUUCAUCCUUACGUUGAGUGAAUGGGCGUUCAAAAUCCCAGUGAUUUUAAUAAUGGGAGUUGCAACAACACUAGAUGCCCUGAGAAAUACACUUCCUUCAAAUGUGCUGCAUCAUUUGCGCCCUUGUAAGUUCAUUUUGGGAACCCCUUUUGAGAGGAUGGAUGCAAUUGUUGAGGCUGUUCUUGUGAAGCAGUGUUCUGGGUUCAGAAUAGGCCACAAGGUGGCUGUUUUUAUGAGAAAUUUCUUUGUAAGCCAGGAUGGGACUAUAACAUCUUUUAUAAAAGCUUUAAAGAUAGCAUGUGCUCAACAUUUCUCUGCGGAACCUCUAAGCUUUAUGCUCCUAUGGUUUCUUAUUGAAGAGGACAGCCAGGUAUUAGAAGGUGAAAAUUAUGGAUUGCCAUCAGAAGCACUGCUCAAGCAUGCCUUUGAUCUUCCAUCUUAUAGGAGAAAUAAAGUGACCGAACUGAAUUGGGACACUUUGGUUCAUGGAUUAUCAGAAUUGAAAAACUUACAGAAUCAGUGGAGCACUGUACUUCUGUGUAUACAUGAAGCUGUAAAGAGUGAUAAAAUCCACCUGUUAGACUUAUAUUGUGAAGCCCUUGAUCCAGAAUCAGGCAUAUUACGGGUUUCUAAUGCUCCCAAGGGCAUACAGAAAGAUUCAACGAUAUCUCCAGGCAAUAAAGAUAUGCAUAAAAAAUAUCCUAGUUUACAAAAAGGUGGUUUUAUCUGGCAAGCGAUAUGCAAGUUGAGGGAUCUUCCAGCAAUGCAGCUAUGCACAUUACUUAAAGGUUGGGAGAAACAUACAGCGGGUAUCCCUGAGAUCCAUGACAAAGUGAAGGAGUUGCUAUCAAUGUUGAAAUUUGAGGAUAGCAAGAGUUUGAAAGGAGAUUUGAUCGACAUGUCCAAGAGAUCUGCAUCUCGAAGCCAUUUGAAUUUAGGGAAGGAUUCCAAAGCAGCAAGUGAGAAGGCUGCUAGACUAGCCGAAUUUAUGGUUGGAAACUACAUGCAAGCCCUUGAGUGCAUAGCUUUCCAUGAAGUUGUCUGCUUUAAGGAUGUUGACAAACUUCAAGCAGCAUUAAUUGGAGAUCCAAGAAGAAGGAUUCAAGUUGAUCUUCUUGAAUUCCACAAUAUCGUUCAGUGCAGUUGCUGCGGUAGGCAUGGCAAUACCCUGUUGCCAUCCAUGCAUGAUUCCUCAAUUAUGCAUGCCUUGGCUCAGGAGCAUGGCGAUCUUAUUAAUCUUCAUGACUGGUAUCAAUCUUUCAAAACAGUACUUCUUAGCUCUAGUAAUAAAUGGAAAAACCGGGUAAAGCAUUCUCCAUCACCAAAGAAAAGGAAAGUUACAACUGAACAUGCAAAGCCAAGUGAAGCAGCAAUUCAAGCACGGUUUUGUAAGGCAGUUACAGAGCUCCAGAUUUCAGGUCUUGUUCGUAUGCCUAGCAAAAGACGCCCGGAUUAUGUGCAGAGAGUGGCCUUUGGACUUUAGCAUGUAAAAUCAUCCAACCUACCCUCAUGCUUCCUUCCAUUGUUCUUUUGCUUUCCACCUCUUUGUAUUUAUGUUUUUGCCUAAAUUCGCUAGCUUUUGUAAGUCGUUACUUUUUUUCCCCCUUAUUUUUCACAUAUAUAUAUGCAUAUAAUUUUUUGCAUAUUUGCUUUA